AUGGUCGAUAAGGUGAGUUUACACAGGGACCGGAUUGGCAGAAACCCGACAAGAUCUUGUGUCUUCUGUAAUAAGAACCAAAUGUGGAAAUUAUCCAACCUUGAAACAACGAAUAGAGCGUUUGGGUGGAAUCAACAUGUGUCUGAAAUGCAUGAAAUUGAGCCGUAUUGCAAGCAGCUGUGGGAUGAAAAUGAUACGGAUUUAGCAGGUGGACUAAAUCUCCAAGCAACUACAGAGGAGGAAGUAUCGCUUUAUUCGGCGACAAAUUACCGAAAAAGUACUAUACAGCAAAAACGAAAAUGGCACAAAGAUACUAGGGAAAGAAAUCAUUUGCUAAGUACACCUCAUGGAUUCCUAGCGAAUAAUAUUCGAUUGGUGGAGAUAAAUGAAGGGGAUACAUCAUUUGUGAUGAAAUGUGAUCAAUUAGAUGGCUUAAAAGUUAAAACCCGACUACUUAUUGCUUAUAUGGGCAAAUUCAUCGAAUGGAGGAAAACACAAGAGUUGAAGUCAGAAUUUUCCCUGUUCCAGAUAAGAGUUGACCAAUAUUAA
This is a messenger RNA of Loa loa (African eye worm), 549 nucleotides long. RefSeq lists its product as hypothetical. Bases 1 to 549 code for a protein of 182 amino acids. Lineage: Eukaryota; Metazoa; Nematoda; Chromadorea; Rhabditida; Onchocercidae. The record is from RefSeq and is a predicted model, not a curated record. The transcript is spliced from 2 exons.